Molecule: messenger RNA, 1604 nt
Organism: Trifolium pratense (red clover)
Lineage: Eukaryota; Viridiplantae; Streptophyta; Magnoliopsida; Fabales; Fabaceae
Product: protein WALLS ARE THIN 1-like
Exons: 6
Coding region: 126-1334 (402 amino acids)
Cellular component (GO): plasma membrane
Molecular function (GO): transmembrane transporter activity
Source: RefSeq, a predicted model, not a curated record
UCUUCUCUCCACCACUUCCAUCCUUUCUUUUCCUAGGCCUCAAUUAUUAAGUCCAAAUUGAAGUUAUAUAGUCUCUCUAUAUAUACUCUAUAGUUCUAGUGUGACAAUAAUUUGAUUAUUGUACAAUGGCUGAUUUAGGUUCUUCAGCUUCUUCUAAGAGAAUGUGGUGUUCAAUUCCUGAAAAGUUUCAACUGCAUGUGGCCAUGUUGGCCUUGCAGUUUGGUUAUGCUGGUUUCCAUGUUGUCUCAAGAGCUGCCCUUAAUAUGGGAGUUAGCAAACUUGUUUUUCCUGUUUAUAGGAACAUCAUUGCUCUGCUUCUCCUCCUUCCCUUUGCAUAUUUCUUGGAAAAGAAGGACAGACCACCAAUUAAUUUGAACUUCCUCAUCCAGUUCUUUUUUCUAGCACUUAUUGGGAUUACAGCAAACCAAGGUUUCUACUUGCUUGGCUUGGACAACACAUCCCCUACCUUUGCAUCAGCAAUACAGAACUCUGUCCCUGCCAUUACAUUUCUCAUGGCAGUCAUACUAAGGAUAGAGCAAGUGAGACUGAAUAGAAAAGAUGGAAUUGCUAAAGUAGCAGGAACAAUAUUUUGUGUAAUUGGUGCAACAGUGAUUACACUAUACAAAGGUCCAACAAUAUAUAGUCCAACUCCAAGUAAUAACUUAAAUUUUAGUAACACAACAAUAAUAACAGAAGUAACAACAACAAUAACACCUAUGAUUGAUUUUGGAACAAUGUCAUUGGGUGAUGCAAAAGGAAAAAAUUGGACACUUGGUUGUUUGUAUCUGAUUGGACAUUGUUUGUCUUGGUCUGGUUGGCUUGUGUUCCAAGCACCUCUCCUUAAAAAGUACCCUGCUCGUCUCUCUGUUACUUCAUAUACAUGUUUCUUUGGUCUCUUGCAAUUUCUUCUUAUUGCUUUGGUUUGUGAAAGAAAUGCUCAAGCUUGGAUUUUUCACUCUGGUGGAGAAGCUUUCACCAUUUUAUACGCGGGAGUUGUGGCAUCUGGAAUUGCUUUUGCAGUACAGAUAUGGUGUAUUGAUAGAGGAGGUCCUGUGUUUGUUGCUGUGUAUCAACCUGUUCAAACUUUUGUUGUUGCCAUUAUGGCUUCUCUUGCUUUAGGAGAAGAGUUCUACUUGGGAGGGAUAAUUGGGGCAGUGUUGAUAGUAGCUGGACUAUACUUUGUAUUGUGGGGUAAAAAUGAAGAGAAGAAAUUUGCAAAGGAACAGCUUGCAAUUGCAUCAUCCACUACAGAACAUAGCAUCAUUAGGCCCUCAAGCCAUGCUAAAGCAUCACUUACUCAACCAUUCCUCUCUUCAUCAACAGAAAAUGUUUGAUCAAUAAUUUAAUUAUUGAUUACUAGUACCUUAUGUCAUGAAGCUUGUGUGUGAUGCAUGUGAUCCAUUUUAUUUUUUUUAUGUUCUUUUAAUUCAAAUGUUUUCUUAGUUAGUAGGUUUUUUAGAAUGGGAGUUUUUCUAUGGGAAUAUUGUAAUAGUGGAUGUCACUUUAAGAGGGGCCAAGAGCUUCAUGAAAUCCCAUAUGGUUGUUUUUUAUGUUAGUUAAUUUAUAUGAGUUGAUUUAUGAAAAAAAAUUAUUUGAGAUUAUAA